This is a messenger RNA of Echinostoma caproni, 702 nucleotides long. The record is from the annotation of a GenBank genome assembly. Lineage: Eukaryota; Metazoa; Platyhelminthes; Trematoda; Plagiorchiida; Echinostomatidae.
AAUAUCGACGCAUUGGCAAGAGGAGAACUUCAGUGGAAAAGCAGUCGAAAAUCUGGAGUUACCUGGAUACGUGAUCUGACCGGUUCACUCACUUUGCGCAUCUUUCCGCCAGAGUACAAUCGAUAUUUUCGUGUGAACUUCAGUCACGCUAUUAUGGAAAAUGUGCUGACUUUGGCCUCCGUCGAAUUCGACUCGAACACAGUUUAUAUGUUGGAAAGUACCCUGUAUCGUGGUUUACCUGUUCACAGUCUUCGACUCAGAUGGCCCCCAAAUCGCGAAAUAGUCAUGAAUACGACCUAUAUGCUUCAACUGGGUCCGAAAACUGCAAUCGCAUUCAAACAUGUGUUGGCUCAAAAUGAGGAUACCUUGUUGGGUGCUAUUCACACAGAAAUACUGUAUCAUAUGGAAACCAAUAAGUUACUUAUUCGGCAUAACUCAACCAGCUACAACUUGGACGGUGAACCACAACUGAUUGCAGGCGUGGAAUGGGGUAAUGAAUUACACGGGAAGGUGCGUCGGGAUCCGCUUCGCAUCGAGUUCAUUGCAUCCGGCUUGCUGCAAUUGCAAAUUCCCGUGCUAGCCAUAGACAGUCGAUUGGAGGCCCUAUUCGCCAACCGUUUUGGUCCGUACGAGUCAGAGAUGCGAGGUCGCUUACUAUAUAGUCGUCCAAGAAACGAAAACGUAGAAGUGAACUUGAUCUAG